This is a messenger RNA of Amaranthus tricolor (Joseph's coat), 3859 nucleotides long. RefSeq lists its product as uncharacterized. The record is from RefSeq and is a predicted model, not a curated record. The transcript has 19 exons. The coding region runs from base 281 to 2755 and encodes 824 amino acids. Lineage: Eukaryota; Viridiplantae; Streptophyta; Magnoliopsida; Caryophyllales; Amaranthaceae.
AAAAAAGGAAAAAAACAAAAAAGAAAAAAACAUAGAUUAAUAGUUGCAGAAAUUCCAUAGUUUCUGGAAAAAUAAGGGAAAAAGAUAAAAAAAAAUAAAAUUGAAAAUUAAUUUUCUUCAUGAAGUGGAUAGAAGAUUUUGCGGGAUUUCUUUAAUUGCUUAAUUAAAUUCGGUUUAAUUUUAAUUUAAUUUAAUUAUGCUCAUGGUUGAAUGUGAAUGGAGGAAUAAAUAACAUUAAAAAGAAGGAAAUUAAGGGUAUAUUAAACCAUCAUCAUUAACCAUGAUGUUCUUUCCAGUUGUAGUUGUUUCUUCCGGGGAGAGGGAGAAUUAUCGCCGGUCACAGAAAGGUAAAGAAUUAGCUAAGGAAGUUGAUUCAAUGGCUGAAACCGAAGCUUCCAGCAGCAAACCAUGGAGAUCACUCUCUAUGCCAUCUUCGGAAGAUGUUGCAAGAGCUGUUAAUGCUGCAUCUACAACGGUUAGCUCACCGCGACCAUCAGUAGUAUUCUCUUCAAAUGAUGAUGAGUGCGAUUCCCCAUUAAAGAGAAUACAAAAUCAGGUAUCAAAGGUGCUAAAAGGCUUUUCACAAUCUUUUGAGAAAAAAAGUCCCACUUACAACCCAGAAGUGUUGACCAAACAAAAGCGUCAGUGGGCCAGCUUUCAGUUAGAGUAUUUGGAUCACCGCACUUUUAAAGAGCCAUCAAAAAUUUUCGAAAGUAUGGUAGUUGUUGGACUUCCUCCUAAUUUCGAUUCUCAUGCCCUAAGACAACGAUUAAUUGCUAGGAAGUCUGAAGGUUCAGGGAAAUUUCGAAUUGCUUUAAGUGGUCAUUAUAAUUCUCGUGUAGAGCCCGACUUUGAUCCCCAGGUUCUAUUUGUUUAUCCUCCAGAAAAACAGCUGCCACUCAGUUGCAGAGAUCUCUUGUCAUUUUGCUUCCCAGGUGGCGUCGAGGUUCAUGCUAUUGAAAAAAGCUCUUCAAUGAGCGAGUUAAAUGAGAUCCUUCUGGGACAGGAACAUCUUAAACAGAGUGAGCUGUCUUAUGUGUUUCGUUUGCAGCAGGGUGCUGAUAAUUCAACUUUGUAUGGAUGCUGUAUUUUGAUGGAAGAACUUGUGGAUAAACCUUCCCGGUUAAUUUCUUUCAUUUCUGACAACCAACCUGUCAGCUCAUGUUUGGGACGAUAUCUAUUUGCUACAAAACGUUGUUAUUGCAUACUUUCACGGGUACCUUUUUUCGAGUUGCAUUACGGUGUGUUGAAAAGUAUAUUCAUGGAAGAAAGAUUGGAACGCUUAACAAAAAAUAUAUGUGUCUUAAAUUUGGAAGGGUCAGAUGCCAUAAACAAGAUAGAUGGCUUAGAAGAAACUGGAGGAGUGUCACCAAGUUUUGUCUCAGAGGAUGUAUCAGGUUCUUGUGGAAAUACUUCUUCCGCCAGAAUAACUGAUGCAGGAACACACCCGAUCCACUCUAAUCUUGAAGGAAUGUCUUCAUCUUUGAGAGGUGAUACUGAAGACUCUCUUACAAACACAAGUAAUGAUACCCUUGAAUCUGAUAAAGAGCCAUCCGUAGCCGAACGGAGUUCUGAAACAAGCUAUGUGGAUAUUGGUAGUUCCGAUAUGAGCAAGCCAAUUGUGGAAAAAUCUGUACCAGCUGCCAUUUGGCCACUGCUCCGAUACCAACAUUUUGACAGCUCUGAACUUUCCUGUAGUCAGGGUUCUCUUUUUGAAGACAGAAACUUUAGGAGUGAAAUUGACGAGACUGAUCAAGAAGAAACAUCUAUCUCUGGCCAGGGAGAUUUUAGCAACCAUUGUGACAUACUUGAGUGGGCUAAGGCAAACAAACAUGGGUCUUUGCAAAUUAUAUGUGAAUAUUACAAGCUUGAUUUUCCGCCAAGGGGUUCAACAAUAAUUUUCCAUCCACUUGAGUAUUUACACCCUCUGGAGUUUCAUAGACCUCGUCAAAGAGAACUUUAUGUUUCAGGCUCACCGCUUGAUCUGAGAUCAUGUAAGACAAGCCUUGAGAUGGUAGAGGUACUAAAUGAGUUAGUAACCGAGGAGGAGGCUUUAUUUUUAUCAGUGGUGACCAUUUCAUGCCUCUGUGGUUUUCUAAGGCUUGAGCAUGUGUUAACAUUGUUUGCUGGAGCCCUGCUAGAGAAACAAAUUAUAUUUGUUUGUCCUAAUUUGGGAAUGCUGUCAGCCUCUGUUCUCUCACUUAUUCCUUUGUUACGUCCCUAUCAGUGGCAAAGCUUGUUAAUGCCGGUUUUGCCCAAUGAUAUGCUUGAUUUUCUCGAUGCACCAGUGCCGUACAUAGUUGGUGUACAAAGCAGGUCUUCCGAAGUGAACUCAAAGUCAACAAAUGCCAUAUUAGUAGACAUCAACAGGAAUCAGGUGAGAUCACAAUCUAUGCCACCACUGCCUCAACAAAGGGAAUUACUAGCAUCUUUGGCUCCUUAUCAUUCUAAGCUUGUCGGAGAAAGCUAUUUGGGGAAGAAGCGAUCCAUUUUUGAAUGUACAGUUGGACAGGUCAAAGCUGCCAAAGGUUUCACUGACGUCUUACGGGAUUACUUAGACUCCCUUUGCUCUAAUCUUCGUUCUCACACUAUAACUAAUGUACAAUCCAAUGAUGAUAAGGUAUCGCUGCUUUUAAAGGACAGCUUCAUAGACUCCUUUCCUAGUCGUGAUCGACCAUUUAUGAAGCUAUUCAUCGACACACAACUAUUCUCCGUACAUACAGAUUUCGUACUUUCCUUCUAUCAGAAAGAUUAAAGACACAAAAAUGGUAGUAUCAUAUCGUGAAACCCCUUUUUACCGCGGAAGUCUCAAGUUUAUAAAUGCAUACAUCAAAUGUAAAUAUUGUUGUAAGAAAAUUUUUUUGUAAUAUAGCGCGGUUAUAAGAUCUUUUAGAGGGACAUGGAAGAAGGAGACCGAUAGAUCGCUUUCGAAUCAUCAAGAGGACUUUCACUAAAGUAGAUCUUGUACCUGUUAGGGUUCCAUGUUUCCUUAGUGGUGAGUUUUGAGCAUCUGUAUUUGUGGUCCAUAAAAACCCAAUUGAGCUGGAUAUGAAGUUUUGGACCACCAUUUCUCUCAUCAUUGUUAACACAAAAUGGCUGUCUUCCUCUUAGGAGCAACUUUCUUUGUUGGUGUCUGGACACUGGACUCUGGAGGAGUGAGAAAACUCGAGCACAUAUUAAUAUAUUAUCAGUUUAUUUUUUUACAUUUUACAUUUGUUUUCCUUGUUUUAUUCCAAUGGGGUGUAAGAUUUAUAAUUCAUCAGUUUUGUAUUAUAAUAGACUUUAGUCGAACGACUUAUAAGAUCAUAUGCACUUAUCUAUGUGAAGUUGUAGAUUACGUUUGCUGCAAUGAUCAAUUAGAAACAACAUCUUUGUUAAAGUCGUGUACAAUGGUAUUGAAUAAUGAAAUGCUGAUAUUAUAUAUACUAUGUAAUUAUUAUUAUUAUCAUAUACAGUGUAUUCUGCUCAUAGAAAACUAUGAUUAGAGUGAUUUAGCAUAUUUUUGUAUGAAAUAUUGAAAGUUUUUUCCAGUUUUAUGGUUGUUUUUGUAAGCUUAGAAUAUUAUUACUGCGUUUUCCUGCAGAGUUUAGCUGCUAUAACGAAUGUGACUGUUUUGUCUUAAUCUUUGCACGUUUAUGUUUGAUGACUUGCACGUGUGGGCUAAAUGCUGCAUAAUUGAAGCUCUUACAGGCUACAGUCCUAUUAGGACUCAGGACUCACUACAGUAUUUGUUUAUUGAUUGUGUCUUCUUUUGUAAGCCCUGAAACACAGUCUACUAAUUUAUAUAUAGCCUUUGUUUUAAAGUUUUAACAUUGGAAAACUUGUUGUAUUUCCUCAUAUACAAACAAAUUAUAUAGGA